Molecule: messenger RNA, 1719 nt
Organism: Pseudovirgaria hyperparasitica
Lineage: Eukaryota; Fungi; Ascomycota; Dothideomycetes; Acrospermales; Acrospermaceae
Exons: 2
Coding region: 1-1719 (572 amino acids)
Biological process (GO): cytoskeleton-dependent cytokinesis
Cellular component (GO): septin complex; cytosol; microtubule cytoskeleton
Molecular function (GO): GTPase activity; molecular adaptor activity; GTP binding
Source: RefSeq, a predicted model, not a curated record
AUGAGCAAAAAACAGAAGGCGCAGCAGGAACUCUUGCGCCAACGUCAAGCACAGCUUCUCCCACAAGAAGCUCCACGCCUACCGUCUCACUCUCCGCUCCCAACUAUAAACACCUUUGGAGGUGAAGAAGCUCGUCCUGAUUCUGUCGCCAUCGCUACCGGUCAAUUUGAACCACAACAAAACGCGCGCCGUACAACAUCUCAAGGUUCUCUACAUCAUAGAAGCAUGAAUUUCAGUCGCGUCAGUCCUGUCCCGAAUCCGAUCAGGCCUCCGCCUAUUCCUGGAAGCAAUGGAGAGUACGUAGAUCCGUACCCCAGGACUGAAAGUAUGACGCAUCGCGGUCGCUACAGCUAUGCUAGUAGUACCAUGUCGUCCAUCAAUAGUCCUCGGCGCGUGCGUAGACGUAAAGAUCCAACACCCUUCAACAUUUUGGUCAUUGGCGCGAAGAAUUCUGGAAAGACGUCCUUCAUCAAUUUCCUACGAACUGCUUUGGCUUUGCCAGCAAACAAACGUCAACAAAGCCCCCCGCAGCACCCCAGACAGCCCGAAUCGGUCAUUGACUCUCCAUUCACGUCCGAAUACCUCGAGACUGAGAUUGAUCAUGAAAGAGUUGGCAUUACGAUCUGGGAUUCGCAAGGUCUGGAGAAGAAUAUUGUUGAUCUUCAACUGAGAGAGAUGGCUACUUUCCUCGAGGGUAAGUUUGAAGAAACUUUUGCUGAGGAACAAAAAGUAGUCCGUGCUCUUGGUGUAUGGGACACCUACAUUCACUGCGCCUUCCUGGUUCUCGAUCCAGUGAGACUGGAUGCGAAUCUGUCGGCUGCGGCUCGUAGCGCAAAGACCGGCAACAAGAGCUCUCUUGAGCAAAAGCUUAUUGGUGGCCUUGAUGACGACCUAGACCUCCAGAUUCUUCGGACUCUACAGGGUAAGACCACUGUGAUUCCAGUCAUCAGUAAGGCGGACACGAUUACGACGAAGCAUAUGGCACGCUUGAAGAAGGUCGUCUGGGACAGUCUGAAGCAGGCAAAGCUGGAUCCGCUGGAGGCACUCGACCUAGACGAAUCGGACUCGGAGGCCCUUGAUGAGCGUGAUGAAGACGACGCUGUGCAUUCCGACAAGGAGGACGAGGAGAAGUCCUCAGUGUUGAACAACUUGAAGGAAGGCGACUCUUCCGAUGAGACGGACACAAACUCCGACAAGGCCUCUACCAGCCCCUCAUCCCCACCUCGUCCAUCUCCCGACGCUAAAAGGCCCACUCACACGCGUAAAGCGUCCGCUAUGUCUGCAACUAUCGCGUCUAGCCCUUCCAAGGAUGAUGCCGAGCUGCCAUACCUCCCAAUGUCCAUCAUAUCGCCGGACAUUUAUGAGCCUGAGGUUAUUGGUCGCCAAUUUCCGUGGGGCUUCGCAGAUCCAUACAAUGUUGAACACUGCGACUUCAUCCGAUUGAAGGAGAGUAUCUUUCGCGAAUGGCGGACUGAACUGAGGGCCGCAAGUCGUGAACGCUGGUAUGAAGAUUGGAGAACGAGCAGGCUCAACCGGAGCGGCGACCCACAACAGCGUCGUGUCAAGACUGGCGAUGGCAAAAGACGGGGUCCUAGCCCUGGUAGUCUCAUGCCCCUUCCGAAUGGUGCAGUUCGCGCAACGAGCGCUGGCGGUUAUUCUUCCGAGAAUACCAAACCACAAUACCAGCCAUACCGACCCCCUGUUCAGAACCAGUUUUAA